This is a messenger RNA of Scomber japonicus (chub mackerel), 873 nucleotides long. RefSeq names its product purine nucleoside phosphorylase 6 (gene pnp6). Gene Ontology annotation, cellular component: cytoplasm. Bases 1 to 873 code for a protein of 290 amino acids. The record is from RefSeq and is a predicted model, not a curated record. Gene Ontology annotation, biological process: nucleoside metabolic process. Gene Ontology annotation, molecular function: purine-nucleoside phosphorylase activity. Lineage: Eukaryota; Metazoa; Chordata; Actinopteri; Scombriformes; Scombridae. The transcript has 6 exons.
AUGGAAGCGGAGUCCACCUCCUCCAGUCCGUGCAGAUACAGGUAUGAAGAUUACAAGGAGACAGCAGACUACCUGCUGGGCAACACAAAGCAGCGUCCUAAAGUGGCCAUCAUUUGUGGUUCAGGCCUGGGUGGACUGGCUGAUCUGCUGGAAAACAAAGAAGCAUUCCCUUAUAAAAACAUCCCACGUUUCCCCACUAGCACUGUGCAGGGCCAUGCUGGUCAGCUGGUGUUUGGGCUGCUGGGGGGUCGUGAGUGUGUCUGCAUGCAGGGGCGAUUCCACUUCUAUGAGGGCUAUAACAUACACACGGUGACAUACCCAGUGCGAGUCUUUUACCUGCUUGGCGUGGAGACUCUGAUUGUGACAAAUGCGGCCGGGGGUCUCAAUGGCAGCUACAAAGUGGGUGACAUCAUGCUCAUUAAGGAUCACAUCAACAUGCCAGGCUUCGCAGGGCAGAACCCGCUCUGUGGGCACAAUGAUGACAGGUUUGGAGUGCGUUUUCCUUGCAUGUCAGAUGCAUACGAUCGUGACCUGAGGACUCUGGCCAAGCGAAUCGCAGAGGAGCAGAGCUGCGACAGGUUCCUGCAGGAAGGAGUUUACUGCAUGCUGGCUGGACCGACAUACGAGACCAUUGCAGAGUGCAGAGUCCUGCAGACGCUGGGGGCGGAUGCUGUGGGUAUGAGCACAGUCCCAGAGGUGGUGGUGGCUCGUCACUGUGGCCUGCGUGUUUUGGGUCUGUCGCUUAUCACCAACAAGGUCGUGACAGAUUAUGACAGCAAUGAGAAAGCAAACCACGAGGAGGUGCUGAAGACCACCCAGCGCCGAACCCAGGACCUCCAGAAGCUCGUCAGUAACCUCGUCAAUAAGAUCUAG